This is a messenger RNA of Colossoma macropomum (tambaqui), 5937 nucleotides long. RefSeq names its product BTB and CNC homology 1, basic leucine zipper transcription factor 1 a (gene bach1a). The coding region runs from base 541 to 2607 and encodes 688 amino acids. NCBI's taxonomy places the organism in Eukaryota, Metazoa, Chordata, Actinopteri, Characiformes, Serrasalmidae. Gene Ontology annotation, biological process: regulation of transcription by RNA polymerase II. The record is from RefSeq and is a predicted model, not a curated record. Gene Ontology annotation, molecular function: protein binding; DNA-binding transcription factor activity, RNA polymerase II-specific; RNA polymerase II cis-regulatory region sequence-specific DNA binding. The transcript is spliced from 5 exons.
CAUGUAAAAAUUUAGUUCUUACAUGUCAGAAAUGAAAGUUCAAGAAUUAAAUUUCAAUACUAACAAAUCAACUCAAACAAAGGAUGUGAUAAUUAACAUUUCAACAUGUCAAAACUGAAUUUUAAUCCAUUUUUUAUAAAAAAAAAUCUUACUAGUGUUAAUGAAUUUUUUGCUCAAAUUUCUUAAAAAAAAAAACAAUUAAAAUCUAAAACUGUUUUUCAUAUUACAAAGAAGAUUUUGGAGGGGUCUUGUCUCAUGGUGAGCGUGUCUUGUGUGUGGGCGUAGCCUGUGGUCUCACACGAACACAAGCAUCACACAAGCGGCUCCCCGUGUUUAUAUCAGACCUGCGCAUGCGCGCCGCUUGAGCGACGUUUGCUGUUAAGUCACAUGAGUUUCUGUCGCAACUUGUUUCACUAGCCAGUUGGCUAACCCUCCCAUUCUGGCGUUUACCGUUUAUAAUCACGAUAGGGAUGAUGGACAGGCAAGGAUGUAUGUGACCUUUUCUCAUCUCAGGUGAUAUGUCAGCUAAAAUUCAGCAUCAUGUCUGUGGAUGGCCCUCGGACGUCAGUGUUCACCUUCCAGUCAGCCGUACACACUGUGCAUGUCCUUCGCUCCCUGGAUGAACAAAGGCAGAAGGACGUCCUCUGUGAUGUGACUGUAGAAGUAGGGUGCAGGAGCUUUCGAGCACACUGCUCAGUAUUGGCUUGCUGCAGUGACUAUUUUUACACCAGACUCCUAAACCACACUGGGUGGAACUUUGUCAUCACCCUUCCUGAUGAAGUCACUGUAGAGGGCUUUGUGCCUUUGCUGCAGUUUGCCUACACUGCAAAGCUUCACUUCACCAAAGAAAACAUUCUGGAGAUUCACAGAUGUGCCGAGCUGUUGGGAUUUCACAAUCUCGACAAAGCCUGCUUCGAGUUCCUCAUUCCUAAGUUCACUGAUGGCAGCAGAACCACUCAGGAAGUCAAAAGAAAGAGUAAAAACAGCAGCAAGAGCAAACCCUGCCAUGAGAAGCAGUCAUCUGCCAAUGGAGACUGCAGUAUUACCAAUGAGCAGCGCAUUAAUACUGAAACAGACAGUGUGCCUCCGAUACCUGCAGCCGAGGCAGCACAGAGUGAUCCUGUUGUGCCAAGUGAACAGUGUUCUAAGGAAUGCUCCUCUGUCUCCUCUAAUAAGGAUCUGGACUUAGAUUUACCUUCAGACUCAUUCGAGGCUGGUUCUGACCAAGACAGAACGGAACUCUGUUUACAGACCUGCGGGCCACAGCUGGUGCCGUCUUCCUCUGUAGCAACUGGUGAGGUUUGUCCCUUUUUUUCAAUGCCGUGCACCAGUGAUGGUGAAAAUGUGCAUCCUACCACAGCUGGCUGUGAUGGUGACAUUUUGGAGAUGGGAGAAGCUUUUCAGAAUGGAUUGCAAAUGGAUUCUCCUGGUGUUCCUGGCGAAACGUCUGCUUGUGUGACUCUAAACGUGCCAAAUAUCACAGAAGGCCACUUUAACCAGCCUGUAAGGGUUCUAGAACCAUCAGCAGACUGCAGCCAGUUAUGUCCUCUAAGCUCCACAGAAACAAGUGAGGUUUUGGACAGCAUUGCGUCGGUGAGUAACCUAGAGAGCGUUAACACUGAGGCCACUCAGACCUUUGACUCCGCAGAGCAAAUAUUCCCUGAUCCAGCACCUAGUGAUGGGCCCGCAGAGAGGAGCACAGUGGAGAGGGAGGUGGCGGAGCAUCUGGCUAAGGGUUUUUGGACAGACUUAAGCUCCUCUUUGACAGAGCCUCUGGCAUCUAUGGACCAGGCUGCUGUUGGAAAUGGUGCCGACUUCCACUGGCUGAAGCACCUGGACUUAGGUGCUGCCCCUGAUGACUGCCCGUUUCUCAGAGACCUAAGCUCCAAUGAGGGACAGUCUGCGGGAGGUGACAGUCUGUCCCAAGAAGAGAGUAGAGAAAGUUCCUGUGUGUCUCCUAUAAACUCUGGCGAGAAUUCUGAAUGUGACACAGAGACAGACUGUGUGGCUAGCAAUGAGCAAGCAUGUGAGGUGGACUUGCCUUUCCCAGUAGAGCAGAUUUCGAGCAUGAGCAGGCGGGCGUUCCUGCAGAUGCUAAAGGAGCAGCGUUUGACCCCAGAGCAGCUGGAGUUUGUGCAAGAUGUUAGGCGGCGCAGCAAAAACCGCAUGGCUGCACAACGAUGCCGCAAGAGAAAGCUAGACUGCAUCUACAGGCUUGAGGGAGACAUCAAGAGACUAAGGACUCAGAAAGAGAAGUUGCUGCAGGAGCGUGGUCAGCUGAAGCAGAGUAUGGAGGAGACACGACAGUCUCUCUCAGGGCUGUGCCAGGUUGUGUGCCCUGAGGCUUCAGCACAGCCGGAGCAGCUCACUAUCUUAGCCAGGUACCUUUCCUCAGACUGCCCCACCUCGCUGCCCCUCACUCCCAUGGCUUGUUCUGGCUUGACUGCCUCCGACCAGGACAACCUGGCAGAGAGCUGCCUUGAGGCCAGCGUCACUGGACACCCUCCAGAUGACUGUCCUCAAGGAAAUGGAGCAGGGAUGAAACCCGCAUCUGCCCUCUUUCAAGAUGAAACAGAAAGUGACGUUACAGAACCUCAUGCCCCAUAAUCCAAAAGGCAGGUCCGUCUGGAAUUAGCAUAGGAGCAUGUCAGUGGCAUGGGAGCAUGUGGUCACCGCUUGUGGAAAUCUACCACAUAUGUGGUAAAACAAUUAUCGGCCAAGCCAAAAAUUCUAUUCAAGUUUAACAGUAUUUACCGUACUUGGAUUUAAUCUAUGAAGUGCUUAAGACUUCGAGCUGCAUAGCAGUGGAAGUAACUAUUAUGUUGGGACUCUUUUGCUGCAAGCAUUUGCUACCUAGCUAACAGGGUCUAUAAAAUGUAUUUGAGAAAUUCAGUAAAACAAUAUAGAUUCAUUUAAAUCCCAUAUAAUCCAACUAAUCUUAAAAUCAAGUAUGUUACAUUCUCUAUGGCUAAUUUGGAAUGGUAGCAUAAGUCUUACACUCACUUACAUUUGUGCAGCUGCAAUAAGAGAAGAAUCUUAGGACUUGUUACAUACGAUCUGUCCUUUGAAGAAUUGUUAUUGCUGUUGCUUAUGCUAUCAUGCUUGUAUCCUAAGAGGUGUACCACAAAGCAAGCUCAACAUAUUCAGGUAUUCUUGAAAAAAGAUGGAUAAUCUAAUCUAAACAUUCCUAGUUAAUCAAAUCACAAAGGUUAAUCAGUAUCACGAAUUACUUAAGUCCAGCUUUAGUCUGUACAUUCACAAAUAGGUGGCAAAUAAAAUGUUAUGCCAGUGCAAUAAAAAUAGAAUACACUAUUUAUGUUACACUGAGCUUCUACAAUUGCACCAAGUGCCUUAAACCAUCCAUUAUUACACAUUAGACAAAUGUUUGGGGAAGUGGAUGUCACUGAGUGUGUUUACAUGCACUUAAUAAUCCAAUAACGGCAGAAAAUCACAUUUUGUCAGUAAUCUGAUCGUUUACAUGCACUUGAGUACUCAGAUGAUGGGAAGACUAGGGUUUACAUUGGUCAGGCAGUAAUCUGAUUGCUUUCUAUCCAGCCAAUAAACUCACAGAAUAAGACAUGAUGUAAAUGUAAUGUAAAACUCAAACUUCAUGUUGUGACUUUUUUUUUAAACAUUGAGCCUCUGUACCUGAAAAUAUGAACAUAUAUUAUAUAGAACAUCAAGAAUAUUUAUACCAGUAAAUUUAUCACACAUAUAGUUUCAACAUCGCUUCAAAAGUGUUUUGUCUCCAUCUCCCAGGUGCAGUGCUAAACACUGUUAGCUUAUGUCCGGUACUGCAGUCUGUUUUCACACAUGCGCAGAAUGAGAAAUCCAAAAAAAAGAGUAUACAUGUGUUGAGAAAUCCGAUUACUAAGCUAAAAUCCAGCUCUCUUUACUAAAUUUUUUAUUCAUAUUUCUAGACCUUAUUUUGAUCUAAGAAAUCGAAAAUAUGCUGUUUACAUCACCAUUUAAAUAAUCAGACAACUGCAGAAACUUCGAUUAUGAUCAGGUUAUUAAGUAUGUGUAAAUGCACUCAAUGUCAAACAGGCUGGCUGUGUUAAAAUGUAUUCUUGUGAUGGUAGGCUCUAUCAGGCUGUGGGAAAGAUCUAGAAUAAGGAUAAGACCUAGAAAAAUUAGAAUUGUUCAGGUUUAAAUUGUUUAUAAAUUAAGAAAAGAGUAUGUCGGAUAAUGUUAAACAAUUGAACAAAAAGAAAGUGAUUAUAGCCUACUGCACAAAAUAAUAGCUUUUUCAAACAGUUAUCUGACAUUUUUCUCAUGUUUAAUUGGUUAAGAACUACAUUGUUCAUGCUCAGUUAAACACAACAUAACAUCAUCUUAAACUCUCCACCUCAUGACCGUUGAUAUUUAAGAUGUUAUCUCAAAUUUACCCUCUGAAAUCAGUAAAGUACAUAUAUCCAUGUAUGUAUCUGUUGAUAUGUAUUUAUGUGCGUAUGCUGAGCUACCCAGGUAAUUCCAUAACCCAUUUAUCCUGCUUUGUGGUAUAAUCUAAACCAUGAUGGUCACAGCUACUGUGCAGGCCUAUCACAAUUAUUACAGAAUUGUCUGAUCACAAUUAUUUAAGCUGUUAGCGUAAUUGUUAGCUUUCACAAUCAUAUGUAUGUAAAGUUGGUGUGUUUUUAUAGACAUCUUCUGGCUGGUGCUAUAACACUCUUAGAGGGCAGUGGUGAGUAACGUUUGUAUAUUUAAGCUCGAGCCAUGCCUGUCAUCAGCUGGAAGCUGCUAAGUAUCGACAGCUAGGAAACAAAAUAGCUGAUCAGCCAAUGUGGCCACUUUAGGCUUUACUUUGAUAGCUGCAUACAACGAAUACAAUUAGACAACUGUAGCUACACUAUGUAAGUUUUGGGGAUAAAAAUGUAUGUGGUCUGAAAAACUCCCAUAAAAUCCAAUCCAAAACUUCUGAAAUGAUUUGACUCGUAGCUGUGCAAGAACUCCAUAUUGUAGCAUGUUUUAUUUUUCUAUUGACGUAGUACAGCUUUAAAUUAUUAGUUAAAAUUAUUUAUAUGGCAACUAAUUGUGUGACAGACCUACUUCUGUGUAAAAGUCAGUUCAUAUCAUGAUAUAAAUUGAAGGCAAUACUGCCCACACCAAUGGUCUACCCUGUAAUUUUCACUCGGGAGCAAAUGUUUCAGCUGUGUAAUUCUGAGUAUAAUUUUCUUUACUUCAGAACACUUUUCAUAAUGUUUAUGAAUAAAUGUAUAUAUCUAAAUUUGCACUGUGUUGCUACACAUUUCACAUGGAAGUUUCAGGAAGCUUUAGCAACUUGUAUUUGCAUCAUUCUUGUUUGCUGUUUUGUAAGAUGUGCAUGACCAAAAGGUAAGGAUUCUUAAUUAUGUAAGAGUCUGCUUGCCAGCUUGGAAUUCCUUGUCCGCCCAGCACGUUUAUCUUAUGCAUUAUUUGUACAGUAACUGCAGUGCUCUUAAUUAUGCUAAUAUAUCAUGAUUCUCACUGUAGGAGUAAUGGAUAGCGUAUAUGCAGCUUCAGUCAAACGUAGCACAACAUUCUUGGCACUAAGUGCAUAACAUUUGUUUACUGGAUAUGUUGCACAUUUUUUUCCAGAUUUAUUCAUACAUGCAUAUGGAUUUAUUCAGGUUUUGCAAUGACUGCCAUGUAUGAUUGUGUUCUAUGUGUUCAAUCACUCAAACAAACUCCCUUUGGCGCAAAUAAUAAUGUGUUAAGGAUGUGUGUGUAUAAUAUAUAUGCACAUACAUUUUCUUGUUUUUCAGUAUUGUAGGGUGCUGGUUCCCCAAUUUAAAAUAUUUUGAAAAAUGGACUUGUUAUACUGUACAGUUACUGUUGAUUCUUACUGAUUUUAAAAUAAUAAUUGAUUAAAAAAAGUAAUAUUCUGUCUGCAAGUCUUUCUAUAACAUUUAUCUUUUCAAAGGAAAUGUCAAUAAACUCUCACUCUAAAUACUGGCA